Molecule: messenger RNA, 1668 nt
Organism: Olea europaea var. sylvestris
Lineage: Eukaryota; Viridiplantae; Streptophyta; Magnoliopsida; Lamiales; Oleaceae
Product: actin-7-like
Exons: 5
Coding region: 155-1288 (377 amino acids)
Source: RefSeq, a predicted model, not a curated record
UAAAUAGACAAAUCUCUCAUUAAUGCGUCAUUUGAUUUCUCCAUUUCCACCUUUAACGUUUCAAACGGGGCGGCCUCUCAUAGAAAGUAGGUAGAGGGUGAGAGUCGCGAAAUUUUGAAUUUGAUAAGUUCUCUCCUGCUCAAGUUGAUAGAAAAUGGCCGAUGCAGAGGAUAUUCAGCCACUCGUCUGCGACAAUGGAACCGGAAUGGUGAAGGCAGGAUUUGCUGGUGAUGAUGCUCCCAGAGCUGUUUUUCCUAGUAUUGUGGGUAGGCCCCGGCACACUGGUGUGAUGGUCGGGAUGGGACAGAAAGAUGCUUAUGUGGGUGAUGAAGCUCAAUCUAAGAGAGGUAUCUUGACCUUGAAAUAUCCCAUUGAGCACGGUAUAGUUAGCAACUGGGAUGACAUGGAAAAAAUUUGGCAUCACACUUUCUACAACGAGCUGCGUGUUGCUCCUGAGGAGCACCCUGUGCUUCUCACCGAGGCACCACUCAACCCCAAGGCCAACAGAGAGAAGAUGACCCAAAUCAUGUUUGAGACCUUCAAUGUUCCUGCAAUGUAUGUUGCUAUUCAGGCUGUUCUCUCUCUCUAUGCUAGUGGCCGUACAACUGGUAUUGUGCUGGAUUCGGGUGAUGGUGUAAGCCACACUGUGCCCAUUUAUGAGGGGUAUGCUCUUCCCCAUGCCAUCCUUCGUCUGGACCUUGCUGGUCGGGAUCUUACAGACUAUCUCAUGAAGAUCCUCACUGAAAGAGGUUACAUGUUUACCACCUCAGCCGAAAGGGAAAUUGUCCGUGACGUGAAGGAGAAGCUUGCUUAUGUCGCUCUUGACUAUGAGCAGGAUCUUGAGACUGCCAAGAGCAGCUCAUCUGUCGAGAAGAACUAUGAAUUGCCUGAUGGACAGGUUAUUACUAUUGGGGCCGAGAGAUUCCGUUGCCCAGAAGUCCUCUUCCAACCUUCUUUGAUUGGUAUGGAAUCGGCUGGAAUCCAUGAGACUACCUACAACUCAAUAAUGAAGUGUGAUGUUGAUAUCAGAAAGGAUCUCUAUGGUAACAUUGUACUCAGCGGUGGUUCAACUAUGUUUCCUGGUAUUGCUGACCGUAUGAGCAAAGAAAUCACUGCCUUGGCUCCCAGCAGCAUGAAGAUCAAGGUCGUUGCCCCACCAGAGAGAAAAUACAGUGUCUGGAUUGGAGGAUCAAUUCUCGCAUCUCUCAGCACUUUCCAACAGAUGUGGAUUUCAAAGGGUGAAUAUGAUGAGUCUGGUCCAUCUAUUGUCCACAGGAAGUGCUUCUAAUCUGCCUUCAGGGAAACUUCACCUUUUUACCUCUUAAAUUGGCUUUUCAUGUAAUGUUUCAAGCAAAUUUGGUCAAGAAAUUUUGAAGUUGGGUUGCAGAAAGAUUGUAUAAUUUGAUUCAGAUAUAUGUUUAUGUUUCAACUCAUGGGCUCAUGCUCUUGUUAAUCUAUAAUUGACAAGAAUGAAACGACCUUUCCUUGUUGCGUUGUGGUUUAGAUGUGUCACAUUAAUAGGUCAUAUAUUUGUAGUUUGAGAGUGAUUGUAAUGUUUCCUGCUUAACCUUUUCCUUUCCUUUCCCGUAUAUUUCAUAUUUUCGAAGUCCUUCCUGGGAACAGUAUUGUUAAUAUUUGUUUUAUGAGAGUUUGCAUCCCUACAUCAAA